Equus caballus (horse) is the source of this 1828-nucleotide messenger RNA. It is a transcript of the gene CD1A4, whose product is annotated as CD1a4 molecule. Lineage: Eukaryota; Metazoa; Chordata; Mammalia; Perissodactyla; Equidae. Gene Ontology annotation, molecular function: exogenous lipid antigen binding; endogenous lipid antigen binding; lipopeptide binding. The record is from RefSeq and is a predicted model, not a curated record. Gene Ontology annotation, biological process: antigen processing and presentation, exogenous lipid antigen via MHC class Ib; immune response; antigen processing and presentation, endogenous lipid antigen via MHC class Ib. Gene Ontology annotation, cellular component: external side of plasma membrane.
AAAAUUGGAAACUAGAGCAAAGAGAGAAACUAGGAGCCAGAGACAUGAGUAAGAACUGGGGGUGAAAUGAGUCUGAACAGGCAGUCCACAGAACUGGAGGGGAAAUGAGGUUCUGAGAAGACAGUCCAGGGUUUAAGGAAGGAGUAGACAGUGAUUAAUGAGAGGCUUUUCUGUUGGCUGGAGAAGGAAGUCAGAAUAGAGGCAUUGUGGAGUAGGUUUGUUUAGAACAGAAAUCAAAGACCAACUUUUCUGAGAGAUGGAAAGAACAUCUACAGAUGAAAUGCGGUUUCUGCAGCUUUCAUUGCUAGUGAUUCUCCUCCCAGGUUGUGACAAUAAAGAUGGCUUCCAGGAGCCGAUCUCCUUCGAAAUCAUCCGGAUCCAUACCUUUUACAGCCGUUCCUGGGUACAAACUCUGGGCUCAAUUUGGGUGGAUGAGUUGCAGACUCAUAAGUGGGACAGCAACUCAGGCAAUUACAUUUUCCUGUGGCCAUGGUCCAAGGCCAACUUCAGCAAUGAGGAGUGGAUAGAACAAGAAAAGUUAUGCUCUACGUUCUCCAUUCAAUUAAUUCGGGCAUUUCAGAACCGUGCCAGUCAAUGGCAGCUUGAAUAUCCCUUUGAGGUACAGACAACAGCAGGUUAUGAGCUGCGCUUUGGGGAAACUUCAGUAGGCUUCAUACGGGUUGCUUAUCAAGGAUCAGAUUUCAUAAGCUUCCAGAACACUUCAUGGUUGCCAUCUCCACAGGGUGGAAGUAGGGCUCAGGAUGCCUGUAGACUAUUCAAUUUGAAUCAAGUCGGCCUAGAAAUAGCAGACAGGUUCCUCAGUGACACCUGCCCACGUCUCCUCCUGGGAAUUCUUGAUGCGGGGAAGGCAGAUCUCCAGCGACAAGUAAAGCCAGAGGCCUGGCUGUCCACAGGCCCCAGUUCCGGUCCUGGCCAUCUGACGCUUGUUUGUCAUGUCUCUGGCUUCCAUCCGAAGCCUAUUUGGGUGAUGUGGAUGCAGGGCGAGCAGGAGCAUCCUGGCACUCAGCGAAGUGACAUCUUGCCCAAUGCAGAUGGGACAUGGUAUCUUCGGAAGUCCUUGGAUGUGGAAGCCAUUGAGGCAGCUGGCCUGUCUUGUCGCGUGAGACACAGCAGUCUAGGAGGCCAGGACAUCAUCGUCUCCUGGGAAAAUGACAGCUCCAUGGGCUUGAUCUUCGCGGGAGUGAUAGUGUCCCUGGUCCUUCUGACAGGUCUGGCAUUUUGGCUUAGGAAACGCCGGAAACCCUGUGCAACUCCAAGAACUCCUCUCCCUUCACAAUGAGAUCCCAGCAGUACAGGGGCUCAGGAUUUAUCUAAACCAAACAUGAAGAUGACAUCCACUCAACUCUUCUUGUCCAAUAUUUUUUGUUGUUUAUUUCUGCUUGAUGAUCAGUUUUCAACAUAAGCUAAAUGUGAUUUUUCAGGAUUUGUUGUUCUGACCUGGGUUCCAGGACUUUAGAAGUCAAAAUUUAACUCUGAAUAGAAUGAGUUCCUAGCAACCCCCACAUAUUCAAAUAUUAAUAGUCAUCAGGUCCUUUUGAGAUGUCACUUCCUCCAGAGGGCCUACCCUGAUUUACAAGUGGAAGCAGUCUCUGCCUUGUCUGAACUCCCAGCACAUUUGAACUGUACUUUGCCAAAUCCACUUCUUGCUUCCUGCCCUUGAUUGCAGGUGUUUGGAUCCCUUUUCCCAUUAUAAGUUUAAGCUUUCAGAGGACAAAGUCCACAUCUUUUUAGUAUUUGUAUCCUUGGUCAAGUGUCUUACCUUAUGUAACAUGUUCACAAUAAAAAUCUGUGUUGAAUUUAUGCCAAA